UUUGUUAUACGGAUUUUAUCCAGUAAACUAUUAACUUAAAUAUUUUCUUUAAAAUGAAAUCAAUUAUUUUCUUCGUCACCAUUUUAACAGUUGUUGCUAUAAGUGCGGCAAAUUUUAUUCCACAAUUUGGUUUCCCUGAAGAAGAUCCAAGCCGUCGCGGUCGCAUUAUUAAUGGACAAGAAGCACAGCCUGGUCAAGCACCAUAUAUUGUUUCAUUGAAAAGUUCUCCAUCUGGAUCACAUUUUUGCGGUGGUUCAAUUAUUGCACCACAAGUUGUUUUAACUGCUGCACAUUGUUUAGGUGGUAAUAUUUAUGUUGUUGCUGGUUUACAUAAACGUAAUAACGAAAGUGAUACACAAACUGUAAGAGUUAUUAAGCAAUUGGGUCAUGAAAAAUAUAGUGGUGGUGUUGGACCAUAUGAUGUUGCACUUUUGCAAUUAGAAAAACCUUUGAAAUUAAAUAAUCGUGUUCAAGCUGUUGCUCUACCACAAAAUUCAGCUCAACAAACUGGUGAAGGUAUAUUAUUUGGAUGGGGAAAAGAUACACCAUGGGGUGGAUUACCAAAUGUUUUACAAACUGUUACAACUGAUUUAUUACCAUAUUCUGAAUGCGCCCGUAAAUUACCAAGCGGAUCACCAAUUCAUUCAACCAACAUUUGUUCUGGAUCACGCAAUCAACAAAUUUCAGCAUGUAAUGGUGAUUCAGGUGGUCCAUUAGUACAAAAUUCUAAUGGCAAAAUUGUUCAAGUUGGUAUUGUCUCUUGGGGCUAUAUUCCAUGUGGACAAGCUAAUUAUCCAUCUGUAUAUACUCAUACUGGCUCUCACUUGGAUUGGAUCUCAAGUAAAGUAGCCAAAAUUUGUUUCAUCAUGAAAUUCGCAAUUGUUUUAGCAACCGUUCUUGCAGUAGCAACUGCUGACGUUAUUCCACGUCCUGGUUUCCCAGAAGAAGAUAUCUUCCGUGGACGUGUAAUUAAUGGAAAACCAGCCAAAGUAGGAGAAGCACCUUAUAUUGUCUCAUUGACAAGCAGCCCAUCUGGUUCACAUUUCUGCGGUGGUUCUAUCAUUGACAAUCAAUGGGUUCUUACAGCUGCUCAUUGUAUUCUUGGUGGAUCAAUCUAUGUUCAUGCUGGUCUUCAUGACAGAAACAACAAAGAUGGACAAACUGUACUUGUAGAAAAAGUUUUCUCACAUGAACAAUAUGGUGGUGGAGUAGGACCAUACGAUAUUGCAAUUAUGCGCUUAUCACAACCCCUUGAAUUAAAUGAUCGUGUCAGUGUUAUCAAUCUCCCAACAUCUGAUGACCAACAAAAUGGAGUUUGUACCUUAUACGGAUGGGGUAAAGAUACACCAUGGGGUGGAUUACCAAAUAUUCUUCAAACUGUUACCACUGAUUUAUUACCAUAUUCUGAAUGUGCUAGAGCAUUACCAGGUGGAUCACCAAUUCAUUCAACCAACAUUUGCUCUGGAUCACGCAACCAAAAGAUUUCCGCUUGCAAUGGAGAUUCAGGUGGCCCAUUAGUACAAGAUUCAAAUGGACAACUCACACAAGUAGGUGUUGUUUCAUGGGGAUACAUUCCAUGUGGUGAAGCCAACUACCCAUCAGUAUACACUCAUACUGGUUCUCACUUAUCAUGGAUCGCCAGCAAGAAAGCAUUAUACACAUUGUGUAGAGCACAACAAGCAUUGAAAAAAGAUGCACUUGUUGCUCAUGUGCAACAAAUUUUAUUAAAUGAUAUUGAGGGUGUUCGAAAUGAUAUUAUAAUAACGGGUGAUUUUAAUGUUAACUGGUUAGUGGAAUCUUCUCAAAAAUAUAAGAUUAAUCAAAUUUUAGUUGAUUCAGCUCUGAAACAAUUGAUAAGUGAACCUACGAGAAUUACACCACAUUUUGAAUACUGUUCAACGGUGUUGGUGUUUUGUUCAGCUGGGCAGAUUGAAAAACUGCAAAAAUUACAAAAUAAAGGAAUGCGCAUAAUUCUUAGAUGCCAUAGAUUUUAUAUAUCUAUGUAUCUAUGUAGAUUUUAUAUAUCUAUGUUGGAUGCUUUACAAUGGCUUAGGAUUAAAUUAAAUAUGAAAUUCGCAAUCGUUUUGAUUAGCUUUCUUGUAGCGGCUACAGCUACUAUUGUACCUCGCCCUGGAUUCCCAGAGGAGGACACUUUCCGUGGUCGUGUAAUUAAUGGAAAACCAGCACAAGUUGGAGAAGUACCAUAUAUUGUUUCGUUAACAAGCAGUCCUUCUGGUUCACACUUCUGCGGUGGUUCUAUCAUUCAUGAACAAUGGGUUCUUACAGCUGCUCAUUGUAUUCUAGGGGGAUCUAUUUACGUUCAUGCUGGUCUUCAUGAUAGAAACAAUAAAAAUGGACAAACUGUUCGUGUAGAAAGAGUUUUCUCUCAUGAGAAAUAUGGAGGUGGAGUUGGGCCAUAUGAUAUUGCUUUGUUACGGUUAGAAUCACCAUUGACUUUAAGCGAUCGUGUUGCUAUUGUUUCAUUGCCAACAGCAGUAUCACAACAAAAUGGUGUAUGCAGUUUAUAUGGAUGGGGUAAAGACACACCAUGGGGUGGAUUACCAAAUCUUUUGCAAACCGUAACAACAGAUUUAGUUCCAUAUGCUGAAUGUGCUCGUAAGUUACCAAGUGGAUCACCAAUUCACUCAACUAACAUUUGUUCCGGAUCACGCAAUCAACAAAUCUCAGCAUGUAAUGGUGACUCUGGUGGUCCAUUAGUACAAAAAGAAAAUGGAGAAACAGUUCAAGUAGGUGUUGUUUCAUGGGGAUACAUUCCAUGUGGCCAAGCAAAUUAUCCUUCAGUUUACACACAUACUGGAUCUUAUUUGGAAUGGAUAAGAAGCAAACAAGCUCUCGAAACAUUAAGCGAAUUAAACUGGUCAACAGAUCAAUGCCGCGGUAGAAAAUCUACUACUCUUGUGCAUUUACAGAAUUUAAAAAAUAUUUGUGGUUCCGAUACAAUAAAUAGUCAACUUCAGUUCUUCAAUGAGUUUCAGAGGGGGGAGAUAGCAUAUGGAACUAAAUCUGUUGUUACGGUUUGCAAAAGAUUUGGUAAUCCACCCCAUGGUGUGUCUUUACCCCAUCCAUAUAAACUGCAUACACCAUUUUGUUGUGAUACUGCUGUUGGCAAUGAAACAACAGCAACACGAUCGCUUAAAGUCAAUGGUGAUUCUAACCUAUCAUUUGCAAGUUCUAUACCACAUAUAGGAUUUCCAGAAAAUGAUUUGAUACGUGGUCGUAUUAUAAAUGGAAAAUAUGCAAAAAUUGGUGAAGCUCCAUAUAUUGUUUCGCUAACUAGUACCAUUGAUGGUUCACAUUUUUGUGGUGGUUCAAUUAUAAAUGAACAAUGGAUUAUUACAGCAGCUCAUUGUAUAUCAUCAAAUCUAAUUUAUAUUCAUGCUGGUCUUCAUGAUCGUAACGAAAAACUUAAUAAACAAACAGUACGUGUUAAUAAAAUUUUUGUACAUGAUCGAUAUUUUGGUGGUGUUGGACCUUAUGAUAUUGCUUUAUUAUAUUUGGAAAAACCAUUAAAAUUAAAUAAACGAGUUCAAGCUAUUGACUUACCAAUUGAUUAUAUUCAACAAAUUGGUAAUUGUACACUUUACGGGUGGGGACGAGAUAAUACAGGUGGUUUACCAAAUAUUUUAAAAACGGUGACAACUAAUUUAUUAUCAUAUUCGGAAUGUUCUGCUAAGUUGCCAUUUACAUCUCCUAUUCAUGAAACAAAUAUUUGUUCUGGAUCAAAAGAUAUAGGUAUAUCUGCUUGUAGUGGUGAUUCUGGCGGACCAUUAGUACAAAAAAAUGAUAAUAAAACUACUCUUGUUGGUAUCGUUUCAUGGGGCUAUAUACCAUGUGGUAUAGAAAAUUAUCCAUCUGUGUACACACAUACUGGAGCAUAUCUUGAUUGGAUUAAAGAUAAACAAAAUUCGUUUUAA
Molecule: messenger RNA, 3935 nt
Organism: Condylostylus longicornis
Lineage: Eukaryota; Metazoa; Arthropoda; Insecta; Diptera; Dolichopodidae
Exons: 10
Coding region: 54-3935 (1293 amino acids)
Biological process (GO): proteolysis
Molecular function (GO): serine-type endopeptidase activity
Source: RefSeq, a predicted model, not a curated record